Amoebophrya sp. A25 is the source of this 1213-nucleotide messenger RNA. Lineage: Eukaryota; Dinophyceae; Syndiniales; Amoebophryaceae. The record is from the annotation of a GenBank genome assembly.
AAACCUUAUAGACUACUCUGCUAUAAACAAACUAAUUAUCAUGUAUCAGUAUCCAUGAUAUUGAUAGUGUGAGGCACUGGCAGAGUCAUUGGUAGUGUGAGUAGCACUUCAUUACUAUUACACGAUGGUCGUGUCGGUUGCAUAAGCAGGUGGCAUUGCAAACCCACGUGACCAGCUGCAAGAAGAUGGCACAGCUUCUAUCCGCAAUAGGUUGGACCGAGGUCGGCCUUGAGAGUGGCAGUAAGUACUACUGGUGUCCGGAGCAGGUACGUUGUCAGCCAGAGCCGCCGCUCUACGAAAUCCUUGGCCUUUCCUCGAACCUUCGUGGUUACAACAGACACGCAAUUUUCAAAGCGUACAACUUGAUGUUCAUGAUCUACUCGUACUUGCAGCCAUUGCCAUUCGCAUUUCAUGAUCUUCAUCCUCUUUGUUCUGUUUGAUUCCCAUCGGAUAUUGUGUGGUCUCCGUCAUCUAGAUUUAGCCGCUCUAGUACGUUUGCUAUUGCUAAAAAUAUCAAUCGUUCGUUGUUUUUCAGAGCAGCCGUGAAGACCAUCCCUACUUCUACUCAGGUAUCAAGAAAGGAUGGCAGAAUUUGGGUCUGACCCUCGAGCAAAGGAACUUCUAGUCGAGGCCUACAAGACUCUCAGCGAUCCCAUACAAAGCGCCCUUUUCGACAGACGUAAAUACUCAAAACUUGACCUCGUGACUAUGACGUGAUCUCCACCUUGAUGAGAGACGAGGAAAUCAGUUUGCUACACCACGUCAGCUGAGGUUUGCUCUACUACAACUACAAGGUGUAGUCGUUUAGCUUUUAGUCUACAACUUGUGAGAAGAAUAUCAAUCAACACUGUCUGAAUCUAAAGCCUCGUCGCACACUUCGGAUAAACAGGGAAUUCGUCAACGGAGGCGCGCAAGGUGCAUAUGGGUCUUGUUGCAAGGCACCUCCGAAGCAUUGAACCGAAGAUCGUUCCAGAAGUGCCCGCGGAGGCAGAGGUGGGCGAUGAAGCGGCAGGAGCGUAACAACUUCGGGGUGUGUUUUUGUAGGGCUUCCUUUGACGUUUGAAGACGGGGAGUGCAGUGCAAGAGCCAAGAGAAAAGUCUGCAAGAACAUGAAGGACUUUGGAUCGAUGUCUGCUGGGUCGUUUGCUGCGCACGAAAAUCAAAAGUGAACUCAACUACACAUGAUGCGUUUCUUUAGCAGGUGACGAACUGC